AUGGGAAGUUUGCCUGUACAUCGAUGCACUCCUGCUCCUGCUUUCAAGCAUAGCGGUUUAGACUAUGGGGGACCUUUUAAAGUACGUGCCACAAAAGGACGUGGUGCUCGCAGCUUGAAAGGCUACGUCGCUCUUUUCGUAUGCCUCAGUACACGCGCAAUCCACUUAGAGCUGGUAAGCGAUAUGACCACGGAAGCGUUUUUGGCGGCACUUCGGAGAUUCUUUUCUCAACGAGGAUACUGCUCCGACUUAUACAGCGAUUGUGCCACAACUUUUGUUGGCGCCAACGCCUGUUUAAAAGAAGACCUCGUCGCAUUCCGAAAUCAACUCGAAGCAGGUGCACGAUCGGUUGCAGCCAAUAACAUAUCAUGGCAUUUCAUUCCGCCGGGUCUCCAAACUUCGGAGGUGUAUGGGAAGCAGGCAUCAAAAGCUGUUUUAAAUUCAAGGCCCAUCUCGGCUAUAUCCGAUGAUCCAACGGACUUUACGGCUUUGACCCCUGGCCAUUUUUUGGUGGGCGGACCACUGAUUGCACUUCCUGAACCUAAUAUUUUGGAUAUAAAGGUGGGACGACUAACAAAAUGGAGGCAACUACAACAAAUGCAACAGGAUUUCUGGAAAAGGUGGAGUGCGGAAUAUUUGCACGAACUUCAGGCGCGUCACAAAUGGCAGAUCACAAAAGCUAACAUAAAAGUAGGUAACUUGGUGUUGGUUCGAGACGAGCGAGCUCCUCCUACGCAAUGGAUGUUGGGACGUGUUCUCGAAGUUCACGCUGGCGAUGACGCAGCGGUUCGAGUAGCCACC
Molecule: messenger RNA, 801 nt
Organism: Rhagoletis zephyria (snowberry fruit fly)
Lineage: Eukaryota; Metazoa; Arthropoda; Insecta; Diptera; Tephritidae
Molecular function (GO): nucleic acid binding
Source: RefSeq, a predicted model, not a curated record